Pocillopora verrucosa is the source of this 2593-nucleotide messenger RNA. The record is from RefSeq and is a predicted model, not a curated record. Lineage: Eukaryota; Metazoa; Cnidaria; Anthozoa; Scleractinia; Pocilloporidae.
CUUUCUAAAUCUUGCACACACUGUAGCAAUUUGGAAGAGUGUAUCCGUGGACUGACGCUUUUUUAACGGGAUAUUGUGUAUUUGGAGGAACAGAAUAGUCUUUUCGAAGCACAUGGAGCAGUACAGUUCGCUUGGGUUGAUUUGGUUGGUUUUAUGUACAUGGAUUUCUUGUGCUGCGGCAUUUUAUCUACCCGGUCUGGCGCCGAUUUCGUAUUGCGUGACGGAAAAAUCAACAAAUCCUGCUUGUUUGUCCAAAAUUGAUUUGUUUGUGAAUAGUCUGAAUUCUGUGGAAUCAGUGAUUCCCUACGAGUAUGCAAGGUUUGAUUUCUGUGUACCACCCACAGACAAGACAUCACCAACAGAAAACCUUGGACAGGUUGUUGUUGGAGAGAGGAUAAGACCCUCCCUUUACAAUAUUACGUUCAAGAAGGAUGUAACAUGUCAACAACUUUGUGCCAAAGAAUACAAAUUUGGCAAUGCAGAGGAUGGGAAGAAGCUGGAAUUUUUAAGAAGUGGAAUUGCUCUUAACUAUCAAAAUCAUUGGAUUAUUGACAACAUGCCUGUGACUUGGUGUUAUGAGUUCGCAGGUGAAUACAGAAAGUACUGUUCCACAGGAUUUCCUAUCGGCUGUCAUGUGACAGAGGAUGGACAAGCACAUGAUGCCUGUGUGACAAGUGCCAAGUUCAAUGAACGCGGGAUGCACUACAUCUUUAAUCAUGUUGAUAUCGAGAUCAAAUACCAUGAUGGGUCUGGGGAAGACUGGGAAGGAGCUCGUCUGAUGUCUGCACAGGUCACACCAAAAAGUAUCAAGCACGAGAAAGGCAAGGAUCUGAAAUGUGAUGAUGAUUUACCAGCCAUGGGUUUUCCAGCUGAGUUAAAAAGUGAUGUUUACAUUGCUUACACAUACUCUGUUCAAUUCCUGCCAGAGACUGAUCCCAAUCAGAAAUGGGCAUCCCGUUGGGACUACAUUCUUGAUUCAAUGCCACACACAAAAAUCCAGUGGUUUAGCAUCAUGAAUUCAUCGGUCAUUGUGCUCUUUUUGUCGGGAAUGGUGGCCUUGAUUAUGCGGCGAACUCUGCGCAAGGACAUUGCUCCCUACAAUCAGAUGGAGUCAGUGGUAUGCUGUCAGAAAACGUUUCGCUGGAAGUUGGUUCAUGGAGAUGUCUUCCGCCCUCCAAAGAAUGGAAUGUUAUUGUCUGUCAUGUUGGGUUGUGGAACUCAGACAUUGAUUACAGUGUUUUUCACAUUAGUGUUUGCUUGUUUUGGAUUCCUUUCACCUGCGAACCGUGGAGCUUUGGUGACUUGUUCAUUGGUGCUGUUUGUUUGUCUUGGUUCACCUGCUGGUUAUGUUUCUGCAAGAAUUUACAAAAUGGUUGGCGGAGACUUGUGGAAGGCCAAUACCUUGUUAUCGGCCUUCCUUUUUCCUGGAUUGAUAUUUGGAAUUUUCUUCCUUUUGAAUUGUGUUCUGUGGUCAGAGGGUUCAUCAGCAGCUGUUCCGUUUAUCACUUUAUUCACCCUGUUGGCCAUGUUGUUUGGCAUUUCAGCUCCACUUACAUUCCUGGGGGUUUACCUCGGAUUCAAGAAAAAGCCAAUUGAGCAACCAGUUCGAACCAAUCAAAUUCCUCGUCAGAUUCCAUACCAGAGAAUUUACACUAGAGCAGCGCUAGGAAUCAUAAUGGGAGGUGUUCUUCCGUUUGGGUGUAUUUAUAUCCAGUUGUUUUUUAUCUUAAACAGUAUUUGGUCGCAUCAGAUUUACUACAUGUUUGGUUUCUUGUUUGUGGUUUGUUUAAUUCUACUGUUGACCGUGUCCGAGACCACCAUACUGUUGUGUUAUUUCCAUCUUCGUGCUGAGGAUUAUCAUUGGUGGUGGCGUUCCUUCCUGACUGGCGGAUGUACUGCAGUGUAUUUCUUUCUGUACUCGAUUCAUUUCUUUGUCACCAAACUGAACAUCACAGGAACAACCUCUACCUUCCUGUACUUCGGCUACACACUGAUCAUGGUGUUGAUCUUCUUCCUUUUCACUGGUACUGUGGGAUUUUUCGCCUGUUUCUUCUUUGUGAGAAAAAUCUACAGCAUCGUCGAGGUAGACGACAAGGGUCUGGAUGGAGAACUGGAUGGAGAACUGGAUGAAGAACCUGACUCUCAGAUAAAGCCUUGAACAUGACAUCCACUUGUUAAAUGGAAAAAUAAAUUGGCGUAUGUUAUGAGUAAUUCACCUUUUGGGCUUUAGAUUUCACGUGAUUUCACGUAGUGUCACGUGACUUUUGAUGUAAACAAACCUCGAAAGUUCGGACGUGGAGCCGAGCUCGCAGCACAUGAGUUCAAACUUCGGCAAAAGAAAGUGAGGAAGCCUUGAUUCCCAAAGAUAAAACCGAUUUCACCUCUAUGAAUGUGUAUGAUUGCAGUUGUUUAGUAAGUGUAUAUCUAAACAUAAUGGUUACGACAAAGAGAUGUGCUUAUGGCACCUGCAAAAACGCACUUAUUUAAGUGGGCUUAAAUAAGUUUAUUUACGAUUAACAUUGUACUGCAUUUAGGAGUCGCUCCUAAUUAAGAACAUUACCCGCUGUUUAAUAAAAUAGUUGAGUAUGUGGGA